Messenger RNA from Triticum turgidum subsp. durum (durum wheat), 675 nucleotides. NCBI's taxonomy places the organism in Eukaryota, Viridiplantae, Streptophyta, Magnoliopsida, Poales, Poaceae. The record is from the annotation of a GenBank genome assembly.
AUGGCGGCCUACUACAACGGCGGCAGGCCCAUGUCCUACUCCACCACCGAGGAGUCCUUCGACGGCGGCAGGACCGUGUACUCCACCACCACCGAGGAGUGCUACGACGCCGGCAAGCUCGGCCAUGGUACCGGCUACGGCCACGCUCAGAGCCAUGGCAAUGGCGGGACCAACAUGUACUCCAACACCACUGAUGUCGAGCGCUUCGACUCCAGCAUGCAUGGGCAUGGCGGCGGCGGUGGUGGCAGGACCAUGUACACCACCACCACCACCGACGAGUGCUUUGACUCCGUCAGGCCCGGGCAUGGGUACGGCCACGGCUACGGGCAGAACGACGGUAGGGCCAUGUCGUACACCACCACCACCACCGAGUCCUUCGGCGGAGGCGAGCAGGGGCAGGGGUACUACAAGAAGGAGGUGACGCAGCACAAGAACAGGGAGCGCGUCGGCGAGGCCGCCGCCCUCGCCGCCGGUGGCUUCGCCCUGUAUGAGGGGUAUGAGGCGAAGAAGGACCCAGCGCACGCACGGAAGCACCAGAUUGAGGCCGGCCUGGCAGGGGCGGCGGCACUCGGCGCCGGCGGCUACGCCUACCACGAGCACCGCGAGCAGAAGCAGCCCGGCUACGGCGGGAAGCAGGAGUACAGGAUGCCUGUCCACAACAGCUACUGCAACUAA